AUGACCGACUUCAAUCUCGACCAGCUCCUUCGCGUGCCCGGCUUGACCUUCAAGGCCGCCGGCCCUGUGCUUGGCACAGACAAUAUCGCCGAGUCCGCCCUCCGUCUUUGCCAGCUCGACUCUGGCCAGCGUCACCAGGGCGCCAGUCAGCUCUUGGUCGUGAAGCGCAUCACCUACUUCGCGCGUGGAGCUCUCGGUAUCAGCACGCACUACCCCGAUAUCGGUCCCAAGACAGUUGCCUAUCAGAGCAUAGUCACACGAAGCGUCACUCUCGACAGAAUUGCCCAACGCGAGCAUGUCGCCAAGGGCCUCACCAUGCGUCAAGCCGUCAUGCGCAUCGUCGAAAACUACCGCAUCGCCCGCAAUCACUACGUUCUCCACGCCGACGUCGUCGACCCCCCUGUUCCUGUCGCUCGCGAGAAUGAGACAGAGGCUGCGCUCGCUACCCGCCAGCGAUUCGAUUUCGCGCUGCGAGAGAUGUGGGGCGUCCUCGGCCAGCUUCAAGACCUGAUGACUGUGAGCGGCAAAAAGACUCUGGCUGCGAAGCAGGCUCUGGCUCAGGAGGUCAAGAAGGGAGAGCUCUUGCAGCAGAAGCUUCGUCUCCACGAGAAGGAUGCCGAAAUCUAG
Colletotrichum chrysophilum is the source of this 627-nucleotide messenger RNA. RefSeq lists its product as uncharacterized. The transcript has a single exon. The record is from RefSeq and is a predicted model, not a curated record. NCBI's taxonomy places the organism in Eukaryota, Fungi, Ascomycota, Sordariomycetes, Glomerellales, Glomerellaceae. The coding region runs from base 1 to 627 and encodes 208 amino acids.